AUGAAGCACGAGAAGGUUUCGGAUCCGAUCCCAACCGAAAUCCUUAUAGAUAUAUUCUCUCGAGUCCCCUGGAAGUCAGUAGGUAGGUUUCGUUGCGUAUCUAAAUUCUGGAGAUCCACACUUGGCCUUCCUUAUUUCACAGAGCUGUUCCUCGUUAACUCUUUAGCUCGUCCACGGAUCUUAUUUUCCGUAGAAGUUGAUGGAGACUUUUUGUUCUUUUCUUCACCUCAACCUCAAAAUCCAGCUAACAACUCUUCUCUUGUAGCCACCCGUUAUAAGUGUUUUCCCGAAUAUUUUCCAUAUCGAGUCUGUCCUCCGCUCAAUGGAUUGGUCUUGCUUCAUGAACAGUUGAUCUAUAACCCCGUCACGGGAGAGUCCAUUACCAUAAACUUACCAAUAGUGAUAGCGAUUGGUAUUAGAAAAAGCUUGUUUGGGUACGAUCCGAUUAACAAACGAUUCAAAGUCUUGUGUACGACUUGCAAGAGGUCACCUUAUGAAGAAUCUACUACUCAUCACGUUUUUUCACUGGGGAGUAGUGGAGAAGUUAUACGGACAAGGACGAUGGAAACCGAACCCUAUGAUGCUGGAUAUGGUCAAACAUGGAUAAAUGGUGUUUUGUAUUACCGAGCUAGUGUUGAAAGAGGUUGUGUGAUAGUUUGCUUUGACUUUAGCUCUGAGAAGUUCAGCUUUAUUGAGAUAGACAAAGCCAUGAAAGGUGGGACUCUGGUCAACUACAAAGGUAAACUAGGGGUAUUAGUAAAACAGCGGUGUGAAGUUGUGUUGUGGGUUCUAAAGAAGAUGCUCGAAACCAUAAAUGGUCCCAAAGUGUACGCGUGGUGUUAA
This is a messenger RNA of Microthlaspi erraticum, 843 nucleotides long. Lineage: Eukaryota; Viridiplantae; Streptophyta; Magnoliopsida; Brassicales; Brassicaceae. The record is from the annotation of a GenBank genome assembly.